UUGGGCGAAGAUUUUCCCACAACUGUAAUGACAAUAUAUCUUUAAGGACAAUAUAUUGAUCGUCUUCUAGUUAAUUAGGACAUCUAGUUUACUUAAACUGUCUACCUGUUCAAAGAAUUGUUCUCCAGGAGCAACAGGCACCACCAUCGCCGCAAAACAGGCAUGUCAUGCUGAAAUUGUUGUUUGUAUUUCAUUUUAGUGCACAAUACAAAAUACAAUCUUGAGGAUGACACUGCGUGUUGAAAAGUACUUACAACUGAGUAGUCAAACUGUGACUCCAUAACGAUGUACAUGGCAGACUUAAAAAAAAAAAUUAUGAGACAACAUGUGAGAUAACUUUAAAAAAGUCCAUGUUGGAAAGUUAUUCUAGAUACAAUAUUUGUGCAUUACAGCUCGUUAUGACCUACCAUCAACAUGAAUAUGCCACAGUCUGAGCCGAAGUCCUGGCUGGGGAAGCCCUGAUUUAACAAAAGCAAACGUUAAUCAUCUUGUCACAUACACUUUGUAGGAGCCAGAUUGGGGUUUUGCAGUUUAUUGUUAUGUAUUUUUUGUGCCAGCAGAUGGUGCUAUUGUGCCUGUCUAUUUAAUGGGUGGGUUGAUUAGGACAGGUGCGCACAUAAAAUGAUGAAUGAGUAAAUAAAUCAAAACAACAGAAAAUAUGGAUGGUGUGACAUGUGACAUUAUUCCACCUGCGGGCACGCAUCAACUCAAGCAAAAAGGUGUUUGCCACAAGUAACAGCAUUGGAAAGCUGUUAUACACUUUUCAACUGUAAUAUAGAGCAUGCACAAAUACCUCUAAAUCUCUGCCCGUUUUCUCAGUCCAUUGCCCAGGACAUAUCCUCUGCGCAAUGUUUCUGUUAAUUUGAGAGUGUCACUUAGAUUUCCCAUGAUGGAAACAAUGGAAUGCAGGGUUAGGGUUAGUUUGAGUGGGUCGCAGGUGAGAUUGAAUGAAUGCAGACGGCUUGCUUCUUUUCAAACUUCCUGAGAGUUCUUCUUCUGUAAAUUUUGCCGUCAGAAAGUGUAGGUGCAUACCGCCACCUACUGUUCUGGCAUCGCAAAGCGGAAGUUCAUGUUUUGGGUCCGCCAAUCGGAGGUAAUGCGGAAAUUCAUUGCGCCAAUCGGAGGUAAUGCGGAAAUUCAUUGCGUUUGUUCAUUGCGUUUGUUCAUCUUUUGUCCGCCAUCUUUGCGCUGCAGUUGGGUACUCUUGUUUUGGAGCCCUUAAACCCUCCCACACUCAAGCACUUACCAGCUGACUUAACCUAAGCUAAUGAGGGUGCAGGGCUUGAGGGCUUAGGGUGGAGUUUGGAAUUGGGCCAUGGUGUUUUGGGAUUUGUGGUUGCGUUUUCUUUUUUGCGUUUGUGUUUUGCACUUCCAGGCCACCGUCGACACAGCCUAUGGGUUACACACUAUGGGUUACACACACGUAUGUUCGCUCCUCCGCGCCGGUAGGUGGCGCUCUGAGCUCAGCGAGUUUUCUCACCGGAAAAGCACAAAGAAGAAAAAGAUGGCGGGUCUGUGGAUGUAAACAAAGAUGUGAGAUUGAGCUCUGGAAGCUUCUGAGUGAUUUUAAUUUCUCUGUUAGUGAAAAUGAGAAGAAAAGACGGAGGAGAGGAAGAGGAGGACUCACUUGUCCGUACACACUGAAGGUGAGAGAGAUUUGAAACACGUGACCUGUUAGCUCCGCCGGCUAACCCAGAGGCUAACUCUACUUUAAUAACAUCCCUGAAUAAACAACAUUAACUCUGUUAUACUGCAGUAUUUGUACUUCACUGAGGCAGUACAUUUACUGUAAAUCAGAGCUGAUGAAAAUACUCACCUCUCCGACCUUCUCUGAUUGCAGUAAUUUUAGGUUAAACUCUUUAAAAACAACAAAAACUUAAGAAAAUAAAGAGUUUAUUACCUCUGCACAGCUCCGCUUUAAUAACGUUUUUAAUAUUAAUGUCCUUGGUAAAGUUAAAGUCAGGUCUGUGUGUGUAUGAAACAUGAGAGGAUUUAAGAGACUCUGGUCCUGACAGAUUUAUAAUCAGAGAAAGUUCAGGAGUUUUAUAACACAGUAAUUCCUAACUGGUCUCACUCUGGGAACCACAUUUUCCCACUUUUAUAAAAUUAAAAACAACAAAAUUUAUUUUUUAUACAAAACACCUUUGAAGACUCAAAUCUUUAACAUGAAUACACCUAUUUUAGUGAGUAAAUUGCAUUUCAGAGUACAUGAACUAAGGACGACAACUACUAAAGUUGCUUAAAAUAUCAAAUUGCACAAAAUGGAGACCAGCAAAAUGAAAAAUUUGACUUAUUUGCAUCUAUGCAUUCAGAGCAUAUUCAAAAGAACCUGAGGAGGAUAAAAGUGAAUAAAAAUCAAAUUACACAAAAUAAAAAAAUAGACGCCGUCUGCCUUCUUGCUGGGUGAAGCCACUCUGAGAACAGCGCCCUCUGGUGAUGGGCUGCAGUAUAGGUCAUAAAUCCUGCCUCCUUAUGGAGCUGUGGACAAACUUUAUAAAUUAAUGACACCGAAUAUAAAUGUUUCUCCCCCCUGCUUGCGUUGUUGACAUGUAGUUACUGUCAGACUGGUUUGUGCUCAAAUCCUCUUUUUUUCUGUACAGCUCCACUUUUAAAAGUUAUUAGGGGGUUCAUGUUUUCUUUGAUUGACACUUAAUACAGCCUAUUGGCGUUCAGGGAUUGUGUAGCUCACCCGGGGAUAGGCUGUUUGAGCCGAGCGUCAUCACAGCAACUCUUAGCGACUCUCCCGGCCAAAUGCGCACAACCCUACUGCGCAAUGUUGGUUUAAUGCAAUGAAGAAAAAUCCCGGAAAUACCGAGAACUUUUUGGCUUCAAAUCCACACACAGGCGGGAGGCGGAACCAAGUUAUCCAUAUUAUAUACAGUCUAUGGCCAGGACCCACCAGUUGAUAACCACUGAUCUAACACAUCAUAAACCAGAAGGUGCUCUGCCUGACUCUUAAUACCUCCAAUCAGCAUAUGCAGUAUAUCCUCCGCAGUCUGUUGGUUUACUGAACUUCUGAUCAUCGAAGUGUGUAAUAAAGAGUUUUUGUUUUUUUUCUGAACUUUUGGGGGACAGAGCCUUCUCCGCUGCUGCCCCGACCCUCUGGAAUUCACUCCCCAAACCCAUCCGAGACUGUUCAAACCCCCACAACUUAAAUCACUCCUUAAAACAGACCUUUUAAAUUGGUUUUUAACCUGUGAACUGCUCUGUUAUUGUCUUGCAACAUUGUGUCUUUUUUUAACCUUCUACACUGUUGGUCGUAUUACUCAAAAUUUUCUGUAUUUUAAAUUGUGUUUUUUUUUUUGUAAAGCGUCUUUGAGCACCUGAAAAAGCGCGUUAUAAAUAACAUUUAUUUAUAUUAUUAUUUGUUUUAUUCAGAUUGACACCUUCAGAGUUUUACUAUGUAAAAUCAGCUCCUAACAGAAAGAGAUUUUCUGAUCAUCGUAGUGUCGUGGAAGUUUUUCUCUUCCGUCGCUGCUGGUGAAUAAUGAAAUAGAGACUUCUGCCGGCCGACAAGGUUUUAUUUUUCUUUGCAAAGAAAAGGUCAAUCUGCAUCCGAGCGGUUAGAAUCCAGAAAGACCCCGAACAUGGGGAAAUCAGAACAUUUUAUGCUUGAGGACCGCCCCUCAGAGGGCAAGGAAUGGGGCUUUGAUGUUGGCACCAUUUGUUUUCUGUGGGGACUGUCACUUCACCCCCCUGGGGUGGUGGUGGGGAUGUUUCACACCUGUAACGUCCUGCAGGAUGUUGAUUCUUGAUGUCUAGACAUCAUGAUUAAUUGAUAUGUUGAUUACAAAGUCUGUUGUGGGGGGCACCUCAAGCAGUUCUUAACAAAGACAUUAAAAUUACAAUUACAGUAGUUAAUAUAGUCACAUUUUCAGCGACGUGAAGCGACAGUUUUAAUAAUAAUAAUUAGUGGUGCAACGGAUCUCAAAACUCACUGAUCGGAUCAAGAGUCACGGAUCGGAUCAGCAAAAAGCAAAAAAAAACAAAAAAAAUCAAGACAAAUAAACAUACGUUUUGUCUGUUUAUUAAACACUUAAAUGAUUCAAUUAAAAUAUAUAAAAGUAGUGCACAAGGCAUUAUAUCUUCUUUUUAACAUAAUUAUUAAUGAAAAACAACUUAAGUGCAAUAUAUAGGCAUAUCUCCUUCCUUUAAAAUGUAAAAAUGAAGUGUGCGCGCGAUGGGAUGCCGUAACGUGGCUCAAGCACUUUCAGCAUGUUUUUAAAGCCCUCAUUUUGCACAACUGAAUAUGGCCUCAUGUCUGCUAUAAACACGCCGAUGGCGUUUGUGAUAGCUUCAGCCCGGUCGGAUGCGCAGGAAGAGGCUGCAUAAAUGCUGUGGUGAUGAGUGGUUGUUGGCCAGCUUUCGUUUUAUCUCCAGUGUUGUGCCAUAGAAUGCACCCCUGCCGUAAAAUGCACCCCCUAACGGGAGCGCGGUUGAAAGUACAUAACAAGGCGAAAUAAUAUAAGUUUUCCUUACAUUGGAUGGAUUGAAACGCAUUUGCCUUCAAUAAUUUCAUUCAGGCUAUUCAUAUAAGCCAAAAACAACAGCCCUCGGAAUAUUGCUGUCCCGAAAAUAUAAUGCUCUCUACCUGGACAGCUUACUGUACAGUUUAUAUACCCAAGUACACCUCUAUAUGUGCAAUUUUGAGACACAUAAAAAAAAAAUGAAAGUUUGCUGCUCCAUUUGACAUGUUGCCAUGAUCUAAUACUCGUGUUUUUUUUUUAUAUGAGAUCAUUAUCUCCACUUUAAGAAGCUAACGAGUGGAGGGGAUGCAGGGGGUGCGUUCUACGGCAUGGGUGCAAUCUACGGCACAACACUUGUCAGUAAAACACCCGGGUGAUGUCGCUUCAAAUGCGUGAACAUGCUCGAUGUGUUUCCACUGUCAUAUGGCUCUCUUAUGCCACAGUGCCUACACACCAUCGCAGUUUUGUCCACUGACCUCUUUCCUUCUUCAUCAUAAUUGACAAGAAAGCCAAAAUGCUCCCAUACAGUGGAUUUAAGAGUCGCGGGGCGUUCAAGCUCCUCCUUUUCUUCUGCUCGCCAUGUCUGCCCUCCUCCUUUCUCCGCUAGCCACAAGCUGUGUGCGGACGGAGCAAAACUUUUUUUUUUUUUUCAGAAAUCAAUCCGUGGGUCACGUGUGUGCCGAACCGAUGACGUCGAUACGAACGGAUCACGGAUCAAUGAUGAUCCGUUGCACCACUAAUAAUAAUAAUAAUAAUAACUUUAUAUUUAUAGCACUUUUAAAAACAAGACCUCCAAAUUGAUGGCCAAUUUCAUUUGUCAUAAGAAACCCAGACAAUAGAAGAACCCUACAACAUAUAAUGAGACCAUGAGGACCAAAAAAAAAAAAACAUAAAAUAGGUAAGAAAAAGAAAUGUAAUAAUAAAGGAGGUAGAAAGCAGGAAACAGGAUAGUAAAUAUAAAAAGACAAUAUUAAUAAUGAUAAUAAAAUCAUAAUAAAAUACGAUCAGAUGUUUUUUUAUACAGACACAGGUUUUUUAAUUACCUUGCUGACAUGUUUCACGUGCCAUCAACCGGGGUGAGGGGGCAUAUAUGCUAUCCCACACCUGGAGUGCCAUAUUGCAGGGGGCGAGCAGGCAGCUGAAGGUGUGACCGAUCUGUCAAACUGACGGAAAGAUCACGCCUUCGGAAACAUCAGCUGUUUUAAGACGCGUCACACAACCAUCAUGUGACACUCUGAGGAAGACUGCUGUAAGCAGGUCAAAACAUGUCAGCAAGGUAAAUAAACCUGUGUCUGUAUAAGAACAUCUGAGUGUAAUUUAUCAAGAAAGACACAAUGACCCUAAUCUAAGAAUUAUGCAUAAUAAAUAAUAAUGAUGGUAAUAGUAAUGAUAAACUGGAAUAACAAAAAUGAGAAGGAAAAAAACAAUAAAAUCUAUAAAAGGCCUAAAAGGAUAAUAAAACAAAGGCUUAAAGGAUAGAAAGUCCAAAUAAGAUAAAAGAGAAAAGACAUCAUCACAUUAAAGCAAGUCUGUAAAAGUGAGUUUUUAAAUUUAACUUAAAAGAAGCAACUGUUUCUAUACGCCUUAUCUCCUCUGACAGGUCGUUUAUUCUGCUCUGUGAUUGGUCCAUCAGGAUCCAGAUUUACCUCCAGUUUUAUCUCAACUGCCUGAUCCAGUCUGACCUGAACUAGUCCACCCUCACCUGGUUCAGCCUCACCUGGUCCAGUCUGGUGUGGUCGGUCCAGUCACUCCUCUGACCGUGAGACCUAGGAAGUAAUGGCGAGUCGAGGCAGGGGGCGGGGCCUCAGGCUGAUGAGCUUUAGCGUGGAAGCUGUGGGCAUCACCAGAGGGGACAGUUUACCUCCGUCCAUCCAACAACCCACACCUGUGUAUCCUGUAAGACACACACACACACACACACACACACACACACACACACACACACACACACAGCUUAACAUACAGCGGCUGUCAGAGAGAGAGCAAGCAGUGCAUUCUGGGAAUUGUAGUUUACCCUGUUUAUGUGUGUUUGGCACAGACGAUGGAGCGGAAGCCCCUCCCCCUGACAGGCGGGGAGGAGGCGGAGUAUCUGCUGGCACUGAAACAAGAGUUCAGAGGAGCCAUGAAGGGUCUGCCCUGCUUUAUCCAACCAGCUGCUGCAGCCAGAGGUCAAGGGUCACACGCACGCACGCACGCACGCACGCACAGGUGAUCAGCAGGUAGCUUUAUUUUGAAAGUCUCUCCUGUUUCCUGUCAGAUGUGGAGAGAUAUUCAGAUAAAUAUCACCAGAGCGAGCAGGUGGACCUGACCACAGACUGGACUCUAGGUUAGACUCUUCAUCAUCAUCAUCAUCAUCAUCAUCAUCAUCAUAACAGUGCUGCCUGUUACAGAGUGAAGUAUUAUUGUUAUACUCAGAGGUACUUCAGUAAAAGUACUGCAGUAUUUUCUUGUUGUUUCAGACUGGAGGAGACUUCCUAAAGAACUGCGAGUCUGUAAACCUGCACCGACAGGUGAGCAGCAAAGCUUCAAGAGUUCUUUUUAUGUUUCGGGGCCCGAUGAGGGUCACAUGAUCCUCCUGGUCUGACCUCCUGUUUUCCUCUCUGACCACUUGGCUGAAAACCUGCUGAUUCAGCUCCAGGCUGUCUGUGAUACUCAGCAGAAAUAUUAGAGCUGGAUCAUCAGAGUAGGACUGAUCCAGUUUAUCAACAGUCAUCCGUGAAAAACUCAGCUGAACUUACACAACCUGCUGGGCCUGACGUCAGCCCUAAAAACUGGACCUGAUUUUAGUUUCAUACAAACGCUAAACCAGGUUCAGCUUUUAUUAAAGCUACAUUUUCUUUUUAAAGGUGGGGUAGGCAGGAAUCCGUUAAAAAAGCAUCUUUUUUUGUGGUGUAUUUACAAAAUAAUCUUUUAAUAUCAGUCAAUAGUUAUUAGUUAUUGAUAUUUGGUAAUAUAACAAUAUCUCUGUGUUUUCUUAUGUCUGUGUAUUUAACAUUUUAAAAUUUUUGAGCGGUCCGCUCUUUCUGACUGUAAAGCCAUUCUCCACCUCCCCGACUUGAUUGGUUGUGAGGCAGACACUGCUCCCUGUGUCGUUCAGGAGUCCAAAUAAAGUUAGCGUGCUACAAUAUCGGACAGUAGAAACCAUCCAGAAAGUACAGAAAAUUGUCUGAAUCCUCUUUUGGCCACGACUGCCAACACAAGCAAGAAAACAAAGUAAAUACUGGAGACUCUGGAAGAGUAACGGGCGCUUAAAACGGAGGUAGACCGGACAAGAGCUAAAAAGCCGGGUCAACAUAAAUGAUGGGGGAUGCUUCGGGAUCUUGGUGACCCUGUAACCUUUCUGCUGGACAGGUGAACCACUUUAACCAAGUAAGCCAAGUGUCUGUAACAGAAGUGUUUCUUGUCAAAUGGGACCUGCUGUAGCGUGUUGUAUCGCCACUAAACUGUUGACCUCGGGUCCUGGACUAUGUCACUUUAUCCUAGUUGUAGAAGUCCUGCAAACAUUGGCCCUCAUUUAUCAAGCUUGCGUAUGGCAGAAAACUUGCGUACACCUUGCAUACGACAAUUCUGACGUGAGGAUCGGCAUUUAUCAAUCUGCACGUGAGCGUACGCUACAACAAAAUCUCAAGACACGUCUGACAUUGUGUACGCAAGUUUGAGUCAGUGUGGGUCUGUGGUGAAACAAAUGUCUCUCAAAAUAAUUGAUAAACAAACCUCAAACCUGUCAUUAAGCACAACAGUCAGAUUUCAUUAAAGAAUAAGAUGUAAAUCAAAUAAAAUAAAUUUGUCAUGUCCUUAGUGAAUAGGCCUAUUUGAUAACUCUGCCCAGAAACACUGCCACAGAGCAGGAGCACCGUUUCAACAUUGCGCACACACCAUUUGGUGAGGUUAAUAAUUAUUUUUGUUCAGCCUAUGUCAGACACUCCAGUCUACUCUCCAGUCUGCUGGAGCAGAGAGGAAGGGGAGAGGAGGAGCUGAGGGGAAAACUGGUUGGGAGGGGUAGAGUUUACAUUCAAGAUUUCUCCUAAAAACUGGAACUUCCUUAGAUCCUGACUACAAUACCUUCAACUUCCUUCAAACUUGAUUUUCUAACAAAGUCUAUAAACACUAAACAGGCGGGCACAUUUAUGAAAAAAAACACCUAACCCUAAAAAAAUUCUAACAAAGGUUUCUCAGCUUUUUUUUUAUAGUAUUAGAUGUCCUUAAUAACAAACUAAAAGUUUACCAAAGUUUGACCACUAGAAAGGUGUCAUUUUCAAGAUGGCGUCCAUGAUGUGUUGGAAACCCAGGGAGACACCCCAGGUAAAUAGGGUAACAUUUUUAACUAACAGAUAUCACCAUGAAACUUCAUAAGUUUAUAACUUACAUUAAGACAAAUAUUUUUCAUAUUACAAGUUUUGUCAAAUGUUAUGUUUAAAUAUGUAAAUGAUGUAAUAUCUAAUUAAAUUUGCACUAAUUUACAUACAUUUACAGAACCAAAAACUGAACAAUGGAUAAAGCCUCUUUGAAAAUUCUCGUUUUAUUUUGUUGACAUACUAGAGUCAGAAAGGUGGGAGGAGGGGACUUUGGAUAUCUCUUUUUAUCACUCUGUAAAUGAGAAAAUACUCUCAGCACCCCUAAAAAUUCAAAUAUCUCCAUGCGACACUGUCUGUGGGGCAUUAAGUUGUACUUGUAAUCAUUUAUCUAUCAUACAAAUAUGCUAAUUAGAAUAUUACAUGGUCAAAACAUGUAUCAGGCGCCAGUAUUCCUGGUCUAAAAUGAAUACAAAGGAGUAAUGGUCAUUUUAAGGACCUAAAAAAAACAUUUUUUUCGGGGUGGUGACCGACUCUAGUAUGUCAACCAAAUGAAACAAGAAUUUUGAAAGGGGCUUUAUCCAUUGUUCAGUUUUGGGUUCUGGAAAUGUCUGUAAAUUAGUGCAUAUUUCUUUCUUUCUGUCUUCUUUAUUUAUCUCAAACUUUAGGAAUAACAAAAAAAACAACAGCUAGAAACAAAAACACUGAACAAAAUAAUACAUAUGUUCACCAAACAACUGCAUGUCAAAGAUACAUUUACACAACAUAUGUUUGUAAAAAAUAAACAGUUUGAGAAGAAACAGAAUGAAGCAAAGUGUUUAUCUAGUCCUGCCCUUUCCUUGCAAAUUUGAGAUUUAAAAAAAGGAAAAAUCUAAUUGUAUAAAUUACAAAGAUCUGUUAAAAUGCCUACAUAUUAUUAUAUUACACAAAGUAACACUACAUAGGUUACUUAUUAUAACUACUUGCAUAUUAUAAUAAUAAUCAGUGUUAUAAUAUUGAGAAUUAAUAUCAUUUCUAUGCAAUCAGGUAUAUCUAGUAUGAAACCAUAUUUUUGUAAGUUUACUUAUAUGAAUCUUUUAAUACUUCUCUAUAGUUUGACAUUUUUAAAGUGACAUGAUCCAGGCUGUUCCAGAGUUUAACACCACAAACAGAAAUGCACAUACUUUUUAAACAUACCGUUUUAAAAUUGACUGUCACUAAAUUUUAACAAUUUUGAUUUUUUUUUAUUAAAUAUUUUUUAUUUAAUUAGACAUUACCUCAUUUACAUAUUCAAACAUAACAUUUGACAAAACUUGUAAUAUAAAAAACAUUUGUCUUAAUGUAAGUUAUAAACUUGUGAAGUUUCAUGGUGAUAUCUGUUAGUUAAAAAUUUUACCCUAUUUACCUGGGGUGUCUCCCUGGGCUUCCUACCCAUCAAGGACACCAUCUUGAAAAUGACGCCUUUCUAGUGGUCAAACUUUGGUAAACCUUUAGUUUGUUAUUGAGGACAUCUAAUACUAUAAAGAAACCUUUGUUAGAAUUUCUUUUGGGUUAAGUCAUAUUUGCUCCUGACUAAAAGAAAAACACACACACAGAAGGCCUGACCAGCUCUGCCUGACCUGUGUUUUUAUGCCCUGCUCUCUGUCUGUCAGGUGUCUCAGCUGCUGGUCGCUCUGACAAAGUUCAGCCGCCUCAGAAAAUGAAACGAGUGAAAGAAAAAGAAGAAGUCCUGAUCAAACUGGAGGUAAGACCUGAACCGGUUUUACCAACCUGACAGUCAGCACUCUGGGAACUAACAUGAAACAGUCUCCUGUUAAUUUAAAUCCAUCCAAACUAACAUCCUGUUCACCUGAUUACAACUCCACCUAAUUAGACUCUGGAGAAGAAAGAGGAGAGGGGGAGCUCUGGGGAGGAGGAGGAGGAGGAAGAAGGGGAGGAGAAGAAGAAGCAGGAGGAGGAGGAGGCUGAAGGGGAAGAGGAGUACGAUGAAGAGGAGUUUGAAGAGGUGAGUGAGUCAACUUCAAAAAUUAUGAUUUUAUGAAUGAGGUUUGGUUUGACUGUGUGUUUGUGUGUUUGUGUGUUUAGGAGACGGACUACGUCAUGUCGUACUUCGAUAAUGGCGAAGAGUUCGGAGGAGACAGUGACGACAACAUGGACGAGGCUAUUUACUGAACCAAUAUGGACGAGGCUGUUUACUAAACCAACAUGGACAACAUGGACAAUGCUAUUUACUGAACCAACAUGGACGAGGCUAUUUACUGAACCAGCUGCACCUUUUCAUCACUUUUUAGUUUUUUUUUACUUUGUGUGUGUGUGUGUGUGUGUGUGUGUGUGUGUGUGUGUGUGUGUGUGUGUGUGUGUGUGUGCAGAGGAGCCGCCCAUCAGCUUGUUUGAAUGUUUUAUAAACAGUAGAAAAGUGAAAACAGUUAAAGUUGUUAAAAAAGAGCUCUGCAGUCUUUUAGAAGAAAAUAUUUUUUUUGUCUUUUUUUAUUUGUGUUUUAUCGUUUUAAAUGUUCGUAAAAAAAAUUUCAAGUUUGUUGGAAAAUAAAAACAUGAAACAAAAUGA
This is a messenger RNA of Xyrichtys novacula (pearly razorfish), 11303 nucleotides long. The record is from the annotation of a GenBank genome assembly. NCBI's taxonomy places the organism in Eukaryota, Metazoa, Chordata, Actinopteri, Labriformes, Labridae.